AUGGCACACCACUCAAGUCAAGUUUCUGCUGAUUUAAUCUGGGAGAUCGUUCGUCCCCAAAACUCGUUCCUAGUUAAGCGCGCAUCCAGUGGAGGUAUUCAGUUUUCUCGUGAUCCUCUCAAUUUAAAGAACGUUCAUUCUCGGAAAUACGCAGGAUUUGUCAAUGACAAGGCUGUCGGGAUUUUACCGGCUGAAGGAGACAAAGGGGGCGUAACUUUAGUCACCAAAAAGCCCAAACACUCGCAGAAACCAGCGAGUGCCUUAUCAAAGACAACUUUUGGGGGCCAUAAAUCUACAAGAAAGACAUACAAAGGUGUUGUGAAUACCACCGUCAAAUUCGGCUACAGAUCUGACCUCAGAGUUGAGGCUAUUGCUCGCGCAUCUGCUCUACGCCAAGCUCAGAAACCUAAGAAAAAUGCUCCAGAGGCAAAGCUACGUGGCGCAAAGGCUUUGAAAGCAAGUAUUGUAAAAGACGAGUAA
Messenger RNA from Blumeria graminis f. sp. triticale, 480 nucleotides. Lineage: Eukaryota; Fungi; Ascomycota; Leotiomycetes; Helotiales; Erysiphaceae. The record is from the annotation of a GenBank genome assembly.